This is a messenger RNA of Babesia sp. Xinjiang, 1632 nucleotides long. Its product is annotated as PHD and RING finger domain-containing protein 1. Lineage: Eukaryota; Apicomplexa; Aconoidasida; Piroplasmida; Babesiidae. The coding region runs from base 1 to 1632 and encodes 543 amino acids. The transcript has a single exon. The record is from RefSeq and is a predicted model, not a curated record.
AUGUGUAAUACUUGGGAGUUAGAUAGUGAAACAUUGGCCAAAAUCAAUGAAUAUCUGGAGUCUAACAAACCGAUGCGCGCGCGUGCCAUCAACAAUGUCCAAGACUUAGAUGAGGCCUUAGGCCACCAUAAACGUGCCCGUAUUUCAGGUUUUACCGAUGGAUGUGAUUCAAGUCACUCUAGUGAUGAGUCAGAUGCUUCUGGUAGCGAUCACGAUGGCGUGUACCAACCUGAAUGCGUAAUUUGUAGCGAAUCGUUCCAAGAACACACUGAUAUCGGGAUACCUAUGGGUUGUUUACAUGUAUUCUGUUACGUUUGUAUCAAAAAAUGGUCAAAUCGUACAAAUGUAUGCCCAAUUUGCAAGAGUGAAUUCAACGAGCUUUGUAGAUUCAGUUGGAAACAACUUGUUGAUUUUCUUUCUUCCACUGGACGUAGGAAACUUCAAAGACUUCGUACAUCCAGAAUUUUUCGGAUAAAGAACUUCAAAACUCUUAAAGAAAGGUUGAUACGCUGCCUUUCCUCCAUACCAUCGCAGCGGGAGAAGAUCCUCUCCAAACUUCCCACAGAUGAAGCAGAAGACGGACUUGGAGGAUGUGUAGUUUGCGGAAGAGAUGAUAACUGGGAACAACUGUUACUGUGUGAUGGUUGCAACCUCGGGUUUCAUCUAUUAUGCUUGGAUCCACCCCUCAUGUAUGUCCCGCAGGGGGAUUGGUACUGCAAGAUAUGUCUGGAAUCGCAAGAUAAUCAACGCGAACAGACUUCAACAACAUCUAGAGCAAGACGGCGUAAUACACGUGGGCCAGUCAGACGAUCGUCUAGGAGACGGUUGAUUCGACCUCGUAGAGAGCGUGUUAAUGCUGACACUGUCUAUACACCAUAUACAGCAACACGGUCAAGAUCUGCGGCUAAUGUGGCUAACCAAGUGGUAGAUGCUGCAAACGAAGAUUUAUUUGCAGAGGAAAAUCUAUUUACGGAUGAUGAGGCUACUGCCCAGCCCUCGGACGGAAACGAACAUACAGUGGUAUCGCACCAAACAAGCAAUUCUAACGCUCCACGUAGCCUAGUAGGUCAUUUGUUCAAUUUGGGAGGGGCAACUAAUCGGGGAAACAAUGCACAAACAAGCCAAAUGCACAACAGGAGGACAGUGCCAGAUAUAGGCAGCUUACGUUCUCGACCAACAUCUUCGGUCGUGUCUACGGGUCUAAUCACCACCAGAACACGCGUCGGUAACGAAACUACGCUUGAAACCUCGGAUACUAACACCCCGCCGCCCAGAACGCCGGAAGAAGUUCCCAAAUCAACAGGAGUGGACGUAAUUGAGGCUUCGCUACACACAAUUGGCGAGUUCUUGAACGAUACAUCGACGAAUACGUCAUCCUAUUUCACUCCACUAUCAAGCUUGGAUGAAUAUGCCUUCGAUGCAACUUCGUUGUCAGCACCAAAAAGUCAGAGCUCCAACACCGUUGACCAUAAAACGGGAUCAGGCGAAAUGGGAAUUGAUAGUAAACCUGCUAGGUCUGUUUCAUUCAUAUAUCGUUACCGCAAAAUCAUGGAAAACAAUCGAAACAGUGACGGAACACUAUCGGCGCAAAGCCCGCCUACCCGUGGUAGCUCCCUGACGCAUUUCUUCUGA